Ictalurus punctatus (channel catfish) is the source of this 1948-nucleotide messenger RNA. RefSeq names its product suppressor of cytokine signaling 4 (gene socs4). Gene Ontology annotation, biological process: phosphatidylinositol phosphate biosynthetic process; intracellular signal transduction. Gene Ontology annotation, molecular function: 1-phosphatidylinositol-3-kinase regulator activity. NCBI's taxonomy places the organism in Eukaryota, Metazoa, Chordata, Actinopteri, Siluriformes, Ictaluridae. The transcript has 2 exons. Gene Ontology annotation, cellular component: phosphatidylinositol 3-kinase complex. The record is from RefSeq and is a predicted model, not a curated record. The coding region runs from base 158 to 1321 and encodes 387 amino acids.
CACCACUCACACACACUCACACGCACUCACACGCACUCACACAGAUUCGCCUAACGCCAUGGGUCGAUUCACUGCCUGAGGAAUAAAUAUUAACAUCUUACAUUUUAGACUCUGUUGUUGAGUUUGAAGCACGUGAAGCGGAUCCUCCCUCCACAUUAUGUCAGAGAAGAAAUCCAGACCCUCAGAUGCGCGUCCCAAAAACCUGCGUAGCUGGAGCGUGGACAGCUACAUCCGCAGCGUUAAGAAGCGCUCGCGUGGUCCGCGCCAUGACGCCCCUGCAAGAGGAGGAGAGGAUGUAGACGCGCCAGAUGAGCAGAACGUCCGCUCAACUUCCUGUCCCCAGAGACGGAGGGAGAGGAAGUGCAGCUGCACGGCUAUCGGAGACGGAGACAUCGACUCCAUGUGCAGAAAAGCGCUGUCUCGACGAUCUCUCAGACAGAAGUUCCAGGAUGCGGUGGGGCAAUGUCUGCCUCUCCGUGGCCACCAUCAUCAUCACCACCACCAUCAUCAUCACCAUCAUCACCAGAGCGGCUCAUCGAGACCGUUCUCGGUGCUUCUGUGGUCCAAGCGCAAAAUUCACGUAUCCGAGCUCAUGGAGGACAAGUGUCCCUUCUCGCCGAAGUCUGAACUGUCGCAGUGUUGGCACCUUAUCAAGAAGCAUGGCGCACAUCAGAACGCAUCAUUAGUCCUAGAGGAUCACAAAAGCGGAGGGUUGCCUUCGUCCCCUUCGACUUUUAUUUCCUGGGAGGAAGUCAGUUCUAAUGGUGCUUCCAGCUUGACCGACUGGGACACGUCCUUUAUUCACGGAGCGCCCCAGUGUUGCGCCCACGCCGACUACAUCUUAGUUCCCGAUCUUCUCCAAAUCAACAACAACCCUUGUUAUUGGGGCGUCCUAAACCGCUUUGAGGCCGAGCAGCUCCUAGAAGGCCAGCCUGAAGGCACCUUCCUGCUCCGAGACUCUGCCCAGGAUGACUACCUGUUCUCAGUCAGCUUCAGGCGCUACAGCCGCUCUCUGCACGCCCGCAUAGAGCAGAGCGGUAAACGCUUCAGCUUCGACUGCCGUGACCCCUGCAUGUACAGAGACGUGAGCGUCACGGGCCUGCUGAAGCACUACAGCGAUCCAGCCACGUGCCUGUUCUUCGAGCCGCUCCUGUCUCGCCCCCUUCCCAGGAAUUUCCCGUUUUCCCUGCAGCAUCUGUGCAGGGCAUUAAUCUGUAGCUGCACUACGUAUCAGGGCAUCGAGACUUUGCCUCUGCCUCACUCACUCAGGGAUUACCUCAGGCAAUACCACUUCAAAUGUGACGGGGCUUGUGACGUGUGACGAACUAGACGGAAAAGCAAACGGACUUGUGUUAGAGUCAUAAAGAACGUGGGUUCCUGAGUGGCGUAAUUAUUAUUAUUUUUUAACUGAAGAUCGCGAAUUCAAAUGGAAACGUUACAGCCGUCUGUCUGAGCUCGGGAAAGGACAUUAUCGUCCCUGAUUUUCUGGGAGGAAGGAAGACGAUGGCCUCUAUUAACUCAUUUAUACAAAACAGGGUAAUAAUAGUAGUAACAAAAUUAAAAUUAAAACUACAGUAAAUACCUGACAAAAGAAUUACGACUAAACAACUAAAACAAAAUGUCUCUCACGGUAAAAAAAAAAAAAAAAAAAAAAAAGUCCCUCUGAUUUCAGAAAUAAAGGUACUAAACUGUACUUUUCCUUGUUGUUGUUGUUUUUGUACCUCUAGCUUGUAUCUUUUACCUGAAAAAGUGAAUAUAAGAUCAUUUUAAGGUACAUAAUUUGACUUAAGUAUCACUGACGUACCGUAAAUGCACACCCUACAGGUACAUAUCGCAACAGCAACCAGGACGUUUAUUGGUACCUUUAUUCCUGAGUGUGUGUAUGCAGAUUUUGUUUAUUUACCUGAUACAUUUUUGCGUUUUCUUUUUGUUUUUUAUUUAUUUAAAC